AUGCCCCGCCGAGGCGCCCGCGUCUUCGCGGCGCUCGUCGCGGUCUUUAUGACCGUCGCCGUGCCCUCAAAAGCGUCCGGUGCGCCGAGUAAGAUCCCGGCAAGUCUGUCCCGGAAGGAAAUCAUCGAAAUGCGAGACGAAGUGAAGUCAAUGUUCUUCUCCACGCUCGACGCGUAUGUGACGCACGCGUACCCCCUGGACGAGCUCCGUCCGAUGACGUGUGAGGGCGUGAACGGAUUCGGGAGCUCGGAGGGAUUUGCGGUGACACUCGUGGACGCCCUAGAUGCCAUCGCGACGUUAGGGAAUAAGACGGCGUUCGAGCGUUCGGUACGGAAGGUGAUCGAACACCUCGAUUUCGACGUCGACGCGCACGUGAGCGUGUUCGAGAUGAACAUCAGGGUAUUGGGGGGGCUACUGAGCGCGCACAUGCUGGCGAGCGACGAGGCAACGGGAUUUAAGCUCGAUUGGUACGACGGCGAGUUGUUGGAGUUGGCGAGAGAGUUGGGAGAGGCGUUCAUGCCGGCGUUCGACACGCCGACGGGGAUACCGUACGGGGCGAUAAAUUUGAGAUACGGCGUGGAGGUGAAUGAGACGACGGUGACGAGUACCGCGGCCGGGGGAUCAUUGAUUUUAGAGUUUGGAAUGCUCUCCGAGUUGACGGGGGACCCGAAGUUCAUGCGCGCGGCGGAGACCUCACUCGAGGCACUUUGGGAGCGACGGAGCGAUAUUGGACUCGUCGGGGCGCACAUUGACAUUGUAAGUGGGUUUUGGACGCAAGCCGAGGCGAGCGUAGGAGCGGGGAUCGACAGUUUCUACGAGUAUCUGUUAAAGUCGUACAUGCUGUUUGGCAACGAGAGGCAUUUAGCCAUUUUUGAAGAGGCGUACGCCGCGAUCGAGGCGCACGUGCGCGUGGCUCCGUGGUAUUUAGAGUCGGGGAUGGCGACGGGAAAUAUCAUCACGUCAAGAUACGACUCGCUCAUGUCAUUUUGGCCAGGGCUCCAAACGUUGUACGGCGACAUCGAGACAGCGACGACGACGCACGACGCCUUUUUUCAGGUUUGGAAGCACUACGGUUUCACCCCGGAGGGUUUUGACGUACACGUAGGCUCGGCGAUUCCCGGUCAAAAGCCGUACCCACUUCGCCCCGAGCUCAUUGAAAGCACGUAUUUAUUGUACAAGGCGACGGGCGACGUGAGCUACAUCUCGUGCGGACGUGAUUUCCUCGCGAGUCUGAGACUUCUAAAGACCAAGUGUGGCUACGCCCACAUGAGAGACGUGGUGACGCAAAAGUUGGAGGACAAGAUGGAGAGUUUCUUCCUCGCCGAGACGCUCAAGUAUCUAUACUUGCUCUUCGAUGCGGCACUUGACAGGGAAAACAUCAUCGAUGGCGGCCCGUAUCCGUAUAUCUUCACGACCGAGGCACACAUCUUUCCUCUGAAACUGACCAUCGACGCGAAGGAUGAUCGUGUACAACACUCAACGCCGAGACUCGCCACGGCCGCGGUUUCCUUCAUGCGAUCCUUCUUAAGGGGUGGGGUGACGAUGAUGAAAAAGUUUGGCGAGGAGGGGACGCACAAAUCGGAGAAAUUUUGUGCGUACCAUUCGUUACUCUGGCAGAUUGGUCUCACGCGCGCGCCCGAGCGUCCACAUAAUCUCACCGAGCGCCUUCACUCGCUCACUGGGCGACCGAACGGCGUGCACUCGAAGAGAAACAGCGUGCACGAAUUUUUCAGCCGCAUGAAGCGACAGGACCAGACGUUGUUCGUGCGCGUCGGCGUACGUUCUCUCAUCUCUGGCGCUGAUCAAGCAGCGGUGGCGAAGCGGUUAGCAGUCAUGCUCGAGCGCACGCACGAUUCCCUUCGCGCGAUAUCGAAAGAGCACUUCGGCGGUACAACGUGCGCCAAGCUCAAUAACUUCCGUUUGGCAUCGUCAGAAGGAACGAAUGAAAAUGAUUCAUUAGAUUUCGAGUUCCGGACGAAUAUUCCUUUCAACUUGGCCAACGUUUGUGUCAGCAAGGCGAUAAUGCGCGCGAUUAACUUGAUGAUGCACACGUACGCGAACGAGAUCGGAAGCGUGUGGGACGAUCCAGUGUCACAAAUGUCGUACAUUCCCGUUACCGAGUGGAAUGACGGUUCCGGCUCGACGAAAGAGCAGGAAGACGACGUCGAAGAAACGGACGAGACGGAAUCGGACGAGGACGUCUCCUCAAACUAG
Molecule: messenger RNA, 2214 nt
Organism: Ostreococcus tauri
Lineage: Eukaryota; Viridiplantae; Chlorophyta; Mamiellophyceae; Mamiellales; Bathycoccaceae
Product: Glycoside hydrolase, family 47
Exons: 1
Coding region: 1-2214 (737 amino acids)
Biological process (GO): endoplasmic reticulum mannose trimming; mannose trimming involved in glycoprotein ERAD pathway; carbohydrate metabolic process
Cellular component (GO): endoplasmic reticulum; membrane
Molecular function (GO): calcium ion binding; mannosyl-oligosaccharide 1,2-alpha-mannosidase activity
Source: RefSeq, a predicted model, not a curated record